CCGAAUAUGUCAGACAAGGUCCGUUGGAGUCUUGACCUCCGUUGGCAAAAACCGGAUCAGCCCUGCGGAUUUUAUGGUAUGAAGAACCACCUACUCUUCCGGACAUCCAAGGAUCCGGACUAUAAGAUCGACUGGACAGGCUUUGACGGAGAUGACCGCUGGUCUAAACAGAAGGAAUCAGUCAAAGACCUCCAAGACGUACUUCCGAAUGUAGAAGACGCAGAUUUUGACACCACAAUCCAGGGUCCGUGGAUGAAGAAAUGGGACCUCGUCCACCAUAACCAACACACGGCCAAACUUAACGAAAGCAAGGAGCUCUCCUGGCACGCUGCCACCAAAGCUUAA
Messenger RNA from Saccostrea cuccullata (small rock oyster), 345 nucleotides. RefSeq lists its product as uncharacterized. The record is from RefSeq and is a predicted model, not a curated record. The transcript is spliced from 2 exons. Bases 7 to 345 code for a protein of 112 amino acids. NCBI's taxonomy places the organism in Eukaryota, Metazoa, Mollusca, Bivalvia, Ostreida, Ostreidae.